AUGCGUGGUAUAAUCCUACGUCGUCUCCAUCCUUCAACCAAGUACCCUGUCGCUCGGUAUCCAUUCGCGCGACCAUUCUCCACACACUCAGAACCACAGAAAGCUUCAUCCUUUUGGACCCUUACAUUUACACUCGCUGUCGUUGGAGGAGGCGCUUGGAUCCAGGAGAAAUACUUCAAUUCCAAAGACAUAAUCACUUCGCAGCCCAAUUUCCCUCAAAAACCCUCCCUCGGAGGACUCGAUAUCCUCGCGACGAUGCCUGCCGAACCUGCCCCCGGAGCACUCGGGAACCUCACUCCCGAGCAAGAAAUCAAGCUGAAGGAAUUCUGGGUUCUUGCACUCAAAGUAUUCGGCCUCACACUCGAAGGACUUGAAACCCCCCCGUCCACCGCCUCCAGCGAUGCCGCAACACCCACCCCAAUCCAGGAAAAGAGGAAGUCCAAGAGUCGAUGGGGAAUCUGGAGCCGUACCGACAACGAAGACACGAAGAGCGGUUCCAGUAGUGGUGUCGCUUCCAGUGUAUCUUCCAUCAGUGUCAUCGACAGCGACGACAAAUACGGCCAGUCCAAGGAGUUCAAACAGGCGCUGGAGGACAUGAAGCCCGAGGAGAUCCGGACAGCGUUCUGGAGCAUGGUGAAGGGCGAUAAUCCAGACUCGUUGCUUCUACGAUUCCUGCGUGCGCGCAAGUGGGACACUAAGAAGGCGCUUGUUAUGUUGAUUUCCACGAUGCGCUGGCGACUGCUGGAAAUGCAUGUCGAUGACGAUAUCAUGUUCAACGGCGAGGCGUCGGCUGUGAAGAUGUCGCAGGGCUCUGAUCCCAAGGAAAAGAAGAAGGGUAAUGACUUCCUCGCGCAGAUGCGUAUGGGUAAGAGUUUCCUACACGGCCUUGACCGCGGUGGUCGGCCCAUCUGCGUUGUUCGUGUACGCCUGCACAAGGCUGGCGAUCAGGACAAUGAAGGGUUGGAGCGGUUCACUGUUUAUACCAUUGAGACUGCACGUUUAUUGCUUGUGCCUCCGAUCGAGACUGCGACUAUCAUCUUUGACAUGACGGACUUCGGGAUGGCCAACAUGGACUACACCCCCGUGAAAUUCAUGAUCAAGUGCUUUGAAGCCAACUAUCCCGAGUGUCUCGGAGCAGUGCUCAUCCACAAGGCCCCUUGGGUAUUCUCAAGCAUCUGGACCGUGAUCAAGGGCUGGCUCGACCCAGUCGUCGCCUCGAAGAUCCACUUCACAAAGAACCGCCAGGAUCUCGAAAAAUACAUCCACCCCAGUCAAAUCAUGAAGGAGCUCGAAGGCGAUGAAGACUGGGAAUACAAAUACGUCGAGGUCUCGGAGGACGAGAACCCCAAGAUGGCCGACAAGGAGACCCGAGAGACCUUGAUGGCCGAGCGCCAAAAGCUCGCCAAGGAGAUCCAGGAUACCACCGUUGAGUGGAUCUGCGCCAGCUCCAAGAAGGAGACUGGCGCUGCCUCUGUUGCCGAGGAGAAGCGGAAGGACUUGAUUGAGCAGCUGCGUACGCAUUACUGGGUUCUUGACCCAUAUGUCCGUGCUCGCUCGCUCUACGACAGAGUCAAUGUCGUUCAGAGCGACGGGACGAUUAACUUCUAUCCUGUCCCGAAGAAGGAGGCAGAGAGCACGUCGGCAUGA
Molecule: messenger RNA, 1647 nt
Organism: Penicillium digitatum Pd1
Lineage: Eukaryota; Fungi; Ascomycota; Eurotiomycetes; Eurotiales; Aspergillaceae
Product: CRAL-TRIO domain-containing protein
Source: RefSeq, a predicted model, not a curated record